UCAUCGACGAAAGUAACAAAACCAAGGACAAGGACAAGAAAAGUGCGAAUAUAACGAUUCUGUGAAACCGCAAACGUUCUCCGCGCUGUUUAUUCCAGCAUAAGCAUUCAUCGACAGAAGGUGCAAAAAAAAAAACUGGGAGUUGUUUGCCCCGUUGAAGAAAAUAACGUUCAGUGAAAACCCCGUCUGCCUCGGAUUCAGUAGUGCCCUUAUUGGAAAAUUAGUGUUUACUUCCGCCAAACGGAACCCUUUGUACGUAGAUCAAUCCGUUUUUUUUUAUUGUAUUCACCCGACGGGAGCAAAUCAACAAUCCAACGCCAGCAGCAAGAAUGGCCGAGAUGAAAGUGGAAAUCGACAGCGACGCUGAGCAGAACUAUUCCAUUGGCAGCAAUGUCGAUCCAAAGAACAUGCAAGAGCUGACGAUCUACGUCCAGAAUCUCCUUCAAAAUGUACAGGACAAGUUCCAAACCAUGUCGGACCAGAUCAUUUCCCGUAUCGACGACAUGGGCACCAGGAUAGAUGACCUGGAGAAGAGCAUUGCCGAUCUGAUGCAGCAAGCGGGUGUUGAAGGUGCCGAAAAGUAGACGUCUCUCAGGAAUCACUCGGAAUAAGGUAUAAGAUGUAAUCUGCUAUCUGCUACUAGGUUUAUGUUUAGAUUUUAUGCAAGCAUGCAUGAGCUAGUUCCGGCUUCCCUUCUCUAUACUGUUUGGACGAGCGACAUACAGGCGUGGCAUUUAUGGGAAAACUGAAUGAAUCCGGUAGGGUGCAGUAAUAUUGGGAGGGAAGUAUAACAUUAUCGACAAAAUUCACACAUUUUUUUUUGCAAUCACCUAGCAUUACGGGAAGAAGAGAGAAAAAUAACAAUCGGUACGAACGAAGUAAACCAAAAAACAAGAAUACAAAUUUAAAUAUAGAGCACCCAGUAACAAUA
This is a messenger RNA of Ochlerotatus camptorhynchus, 931 nucleotides long. Its product is annotated as heat shock factor-binding protein 1. Gene Ontology annotation, cellular component: nucleus; cytosol. NCBI's taxonomy places the organism in Eukaryota, Metazoa, Arthropoda, Insecta, Diptera, Culicidae. Gene Ontology annotation, biological process: cellular heat acclimation. Gene Ontology annotation, molecular function: transcription corepressor activity. Bases 330 to 584 code for a protein of 84 amino acids. The transcript is spliced from 2 exons. The record is from RefSeq and is a predicted model, not a curated record.